This is a messenger RNA of Soboliphyme baturini, 918 nucleotides long. NCBI's taxonomy places the organism in Eukaryota, Metazoa, Nematoda, Enoplea, Dioctophymatida, Soboliphymatidae. The record is from the annotation of a GenBank genome assembly.
AUGACCACUAGUGUUGAAACCGAGCACGAGCUCUUUCGGAGCGACGUACUCGGGCCUUCCGUCGAACGGCAUAAUAAACUUGGAAAGAGGAAGCCAGCACUGAUCGAAAAAGAUUCAGUUGUGCAAGUGCAGGAAAAGUUCAGAAAAGUUAAACGUGCUGUCAGCGCAGAGAAAAGAAAGCAACAUCUAAGGACGUCUCUGAAACAGGGGAUGGUCGUAAAAAAGAAAACAAAGGAAGAACCGGCGGAUAAGUCAGCUGAAGCCAUUAUACGGGAAAAAAUCAAAUUAAAACGGAAGAUAACCCAAUUAAAAAGGGUCGCAAAUGUGCAGAACAUAGAAAAUCCGAAGAAAGCGAAGCGUGAAGUAGCUGAGGGACGGAAAGUGAAAACACCUCAUAAAAAACGUGUUUGGUCAUAUGACGACGGACAAGAACUUGGUAAUGUCAAUGCAGUUGCGACAGGACUGGCCGAAUCUUCUGCUCCUGACACCUCUCCAGUUGUUUCUCUGUCUUUUUUCCGCAAAAAGCUGAAACGCCGCUCCUCUACAGCUCCAUGCGAUGAAACCAGCGCUAGCUCUUCGAAACAGGUGCAAAAGCCCAGCUGCACAGGCAGCAAGUCGUCGCGCACUUCCGUGGCAUCCAAACAACGAAAAUUCAAAGAAACUCAUAUGAAAUCAUCAGUGGAAGAAGAACCUGUUUCAAAAGCAGUAGCGGAAACAAAAAACAACGCUAAAGGCGAUGCUGAAAAACUUCGUACCGUUUUCGUUGGAAACCUCACUUUAGCAGGGGCGAAAAAGAUUCCAACCGAACCAGGAAUGAGCCGCAGAACCGCUAUUUUGAGAAAGGCGAUCGUCGACAGGGUGAACGCUUACGUCAUGUUUGUGGAUGAAUCCAGUGUCAAGAAGGCGUUGGAUCUGUAA